Aspergillus neoniger CBS 115656 is the source of this 1726-nucleotide messenger RNA. Its product is annotated as ammonium permease MEP2. Gene Ontology annotation, molecular function: ammonium channel activity. Lineage: Eukaryota; Fungi; Ascomycota; Eurotiomycetes; Eurotiales; Aspergillaceae. The transcript is spliced from 6 exons. Gene Ontology annotation, cellular component: plasma membrane. The record is from RefSeq and is a predicted model, not a curated record. The coding region runs from base 199 to 1638 and encodes 479 amino acids. Gene Ontology annotation, biological process: ammonium transmembrane transport.
CUCCCCCCCCCGACUUGUUGCCCAUCUCUCGCUGCCUUAACCCAUUAAAGGCCUCUGGGUCUACACGUCGACCCCCAUCUCGCGCCCUCUAUAGUCUACAGGGCUCCUGGUCUUAGUGUGCAAGGCUUAGGAGUCACAUAGACACUUUCAUACACAGUUCUGGGCCUUCCUUUGUCAGAAAGCUCGGUGUGAUUCACAAUGUCGGAAUACCCUGUCGCCUACAAUGGCACAGACAAUGGGACCGGUGGUAACUCCCUGACAGAAGAUCUUAACAUCUACUACAGCUCUGGAGAUAUCGCUUGGGUUAUCACCUCUACGGCUUUGGUGUUGUUGAUGAUUCCUGGUGUUGGCUUCUUCUACUCAGGUCUCGCCCGACGCAAAUCAGCAUUGUCGCUAAUAUGGCUUUCAAUAAUGUCUGUCGGGGUGGUAUCAUUCCAAUGGUUCUUCUGGGGAUACUCGUUGGCCUUUUCUCACACCGCUGGAAAGUACAUUGGUGACCUGAACAAUUUUGGAAUGAAGGGUGUUUUGGCAGCUCCUUCCGUUGGUAGUACCAAGGUCCCGGAUCUUCUCUUCGCUGUCUUCCAGGGCAUGUUCGCUGCUAUUACGGUUGCCCUUGCUGUUGGUGCAGUCGCGGAACGUGGUCGCAUGCUGCCUUGCAUGGUCUUUAGCUUCGUUUGGUCCACCAUUAUCUACGAUCCGAUCGCCUGUUGGACAUGGAACUCGUCCGGCUGGGUAUACAAACUGGGAGGACUUGACUUCGCAGGUGGUACUCCCGUCCACAUUGCUUCCGGCACGGCUGCACUGGCAUACUCCUUGAUGCUCGGCAAGCGCCGCGGACAUGGCACCCACGAGCUCAACUACCGUCCCCACAACGUCACCCACGUCGUCAUUGGUACUGUCUUCCUCUGGGUUGGAUGGUUCGGAUUCAACGCCGGCUCUGCCUUGAGCGCCAACUUGCGUGCUGUUAUGGCAGCCGUGGUCACGAACUUGGCUGCCUCCGUGGGUGGUGUCACCUGGUGCAUCAUGGACUACAGACUGGAGAGGAAGUGGUCCACUGUCGGUUUCUGCUCCGGUGUCAUUGCAGGUCUUGUGGCCAUUACCCCGGGCUCUGGUUUCGUGACACCUUGGGCUGCCUUCAUCUUUGGCGUUGUCGGUGCUGCUGCUUGCAACUACGCCACCAAGCUCAAGUACGUGCUUCGUGUGGACGACGCGCUGGAUAUCUUUGCUGUGCACGCCAUUGGAGGUCUCGUUGGCAACCUCUUGACUGGUCUAUUUGCUGCUGACUACAUCGCCCAUCUCGAUGGUUCCACGGUCAUUGACGGAGGCUGGAUCAACCACAACUACAUCCAGCUCGGCUACCAAUUGGCGGACUCCAUCUCCGGUAUGGCCUACUCGUUCUUCGGAAGCUGCAUCAUCCUCUUCAUCAUCAACCUGAUCCCCGGUCUACACCUGCGCAUCCCUGAAGAGGAAGAAAUCCUUGGUGUGGACGAUGCCGAGAUUGGUGAAUUUGCCUACGACUACGUCGAAAUCACCCGCGAUGUCAUUGGCGGCACCAGCCCCGAGAACGGCGACGUGUCUUCCAAGCGCACCAUGACUCCUCCCAACGGCAACGAGGAGACUGUGGAGACCAAGGCCUGAAGUACAGUAGGAGUUAUAUUGAGGAUGAUUGGCCAUUCAUCUUCAAUUCCUCCUAACUUCGAGUCAUGAACGAACACAAUGACUUCUA